Lytechinus pictus (painted urchin) is the source of this 1048-nucleotide messenger RNA. RefSeq lists its product as uncharacterized. The record is from RefSeq and is a predicted model, not a curated record. The coding region runs from base 214 to 882 and encodes 222 amino acids. NCBI's taxonomy places the organism in Eukaryota, Metazoa, Echinodermata, Echinoidea, Temnopleuroida, Toxopneustidae. The transcript has 3 exons.
ACCACCUUUUAACUAGUUCACAGUCCUUGUUUGCAGCCAUUAUUUCAGUAGAGUCCUCGUCAUUAAAACUAAUCUGGGUUACGAACGAUCGACCAAACGAGGAUUCACUCAUUAUACGCGGCGGGUUUCGCGGUCAAUUUCUUGAGAGCCAUUUCGGGAUUCUGGACCAACUGCAAGGCAUAACGAAUCCCAGCUAACUGGUCAGGCCAGACCAUGAACCGGUUGGCAAGUCUCCUGGGCAUCAUUGUGACCGUCUUCGUACUCGUACCGGUACAAGGCCACAUAUCAUUCCAGUACUGCAGGCCGAAGUGCCCAGAGUGUCCACAGGCGGGUCUUAUCCCCUUGGAGGAUUGGCAACUGAGAGAGAUCCAGAAUGCCCAGAAGAGGGUCGCCGCUCUCAAGACCAACCGCAGCAUGACUUAUAGCAACACCAGGCCCAUUGUUUCAGGCUUUACAACCAGUCAGAAGGAACAAAUGAGGGAAUUAUUCGGCCAAUACUUCAGCAGAGACAAAACAUCAGUUGACGAAGACUUCAUGUUGUUUGACGAAACUAACCCAAGUAGUCGACGGCGAAAGCGCGACCCCGAUGAUCACCUGACUCGGGUCUGUCCGGUUAUCCGAACUCCGAAUGUUCUUGUGACAGUCUAUGAUGCGGAUGGCAACGUCUUACAAGUGAUUCAGGCCAAUGGUCAUACACAACCGAUGUUCCGUGAGAUUUGUGCAAGCCCUCUCUCACCGCAUACAAUCGAUGCUUCAUGUAUGUCGGCUGUACGGUUUGCUUACAUGGUGGGCUUCCACGUUGACUUGAACAACCAACCAACGCAUAUCCAAGCUUAUCGUAUUCAGAUCGAGUCCUGUACCUCGGUCAUGUCAACGGGAUGACCAAGGUUUACAUAAGAAAUAUGGACCAGACACAAAAUAUGAAUAAAGUCCGACAGGCAGUGAAAAAUAAACAAUUAACAUAUUUAUUUAUUUAUCAAUUACUUAAUUAAUUAAUUUAUUUAUCUAUUUAUUUAAUUAUUUAUUCAUUUAUUUAUUUAUCAAGACC